This is a messenger RNA of Sinocyclocheilus grahami, 981 nucleotides long. RefSeq lists its product as uncharacterized. The coding region runs from base 1 to 978 and encodes 325 amino acids. Lineage: Eukaryota; Metazoa; Chordata; Actinopteri; Cypriniformes; Cyprinidae. The transcript has 4 exons. Gene Ontology annotation, molecular function: nucleic acid binding. The record is from RefSeq and is a predicted model, not a curated record. Gene Ontology annotation, biological process: DNA integration.
AUGGUUAGAGGUCUGCAGUGGGCGAGCGGAAGACUUAUUGAAGUGGACACUGCGGAAGAAAUGAUGGCUGUUGUGCAAGAGUUCCUUCAAGAGAUUCAUGACAUUGAACAUAACCAGCCAUCAUCUGAGGAUGCACACAGUUAUCAGUCUCCCUUUCUGAGGAGCGGUGGUGUAGGGCGACCAAGGCUGGACAUAUCUGUUGACCAGCUCAACUUUCUACUGUCCCUCAACUUUACUGCUCGCCAAGCUGGAGACAUUCUGGGCGUGUCCUAUUCAACAAUUAAGAAUCGACAGUUUUCCAUCUCUCUUAAAGGUCAGUACUCCAGGAUCUCUAAUGCACAGCUUGAUGAGCAGAUUAGAGAAUUGGUUGGAGUCAAUUAUGAACUUGGACCAGAGGCAGUCAGAGCAAGGCUGUAUGCAGAGGGCUUUGUAAUCCAGAGAAGAAGAGUGAGAGCAAGCAUGCAAAGGAUCGAUCCUGAGGAGGCAGCCUACAGAGCGAUGACUCAUCGGUUUCAGAGGAGGGUAUAUCAUGUUGCUGGGCCAAAUUCACUGUGGCAUAUUGAUGGGAACCAUAAACUUAUCAGGUGGAGAGUUGUGGUUCAUGGGGGAAUUGAUGGGUUUAGGAGACUUGUGGUGUUUCUUCAAGCCUCCAACAACAACAGAAGUGCCACAGUCAUGGACCAAUUUGUGAAUGCCACAGUCCAGUAUGGUGUACCUUCCAGAGUUCGAUGUGACCAUGGUGGGGAAAACAAUGCCGUUUGCUUGUUCAUGGAGGUCUGCAGAGGAAGUGCGAUGAGAGGCAGGAGCACCCAUAACCAGAAGAUCGAAAGGCUGUGGGGAGAUGUUUGGAGAGGUACCAUAAAUGUCUACCACUCUUUAUUUACUCUCCUGGAACAAGAUGGCAUGAUUGAUCCUAUAAAUGAGAAGCACAUGUGGGCCGUACAUUAUGUAUACCUACCACGCCUCAACAGGGAUUAGAAU